This is a messenger RNA of Dermochelys coriacea (leatherback sea turtle), 2650 nucleotides long. RefSeq names its product cadherin 17 (gene CDH17). Gene Ontology annotation, biological process: adherens junction organization; calcium-dependent cell-cell adhesion; cell-cell junction assembly. NCBI's taxonomy places the organism in Eukaryota, Metazoa, Chordata, Testudines, Dermochelyidae. Gene Ontology annotation, molecular function: cadherin binding; calcium ion binding. Gene Ontology annotation, cellular component: catenin complex; adherens junction; plasma membrane. The record is from RefSeq and is a predicted model, not a curated record. Bases 1 to 2505 code for a protein of 834 amino acids. The transcript has 17 exons.
AUGUUUAAGCUCUGUGGACUUCAUCUACUCUAUCUCAUGGUAUUUCACCUGGCUGCAUGCCAUGGUAUGAAUGAAUUGUAUGUCAGUGGACCUCUGCAAGACAUGACUUUUUCUGUAAAUGAAGGUACAACUGGAGUUCAUGUACUAUACCAGUUUACAAGUGAGCCGCCUGCUGUCAGUUUGAGACUGUCUGGUGAAAAAGAUGGCGUCAUUGAGAUCGCGUCAAAGACAGGCUAUCUCUAUCUCAACGGGUCUCUAGACAGGGAAACCAAAGCAAUCCACAGGCUACAGGUGGAGGCUCUGAAUGAAGUGGGAGAGAAAGUGAAAGGUCCCUACUCUAUUACUAUCAAUGUUCAGGAUAUUAAUGACAACCCACCAAAGUUUGACAAGUCAAAAUACUAUGGAGUAGUAUGGGAGAAUUCCCGUCCAGGCAAACCCUUCAUCUAUGUCCAUGCCACUGAUCAUGAUGAUCCUACAACACCUAAUGCACAACUGAAUUACAACAUUCUCCACCACUUCCCCAACCCUUAUCAUCAGAUGCUUUUUCAGAUUGAUAACGUAACUGGAGCAAUCUCCACAAGUGAGCUUGGAUCUCGUUUAUUAAAUCACCAAAAGCAGAAUACGUUCCUCCUUGUUGUCACAGUGAAAGAUUUGGCAGGAAUGUCAGAGAACGCUUUAACCAGUAACACUGACGUGGAAAUAACUGUGAAUGAGAACCUUUGGAAGGCACCUCCGAAAGCAUCUAUCAAAGAAAACUCUACUGAGCCUCAUCCCAUCUAUAUCACGCAGGUGCACUGGAAUGAGCCAAGUGCAAAAUAUGAACUUUUGGAAAAGGAGAGGCUGCCCAGGUUCCCAUUUACAAUUGAUCAGAAUGGGAUUAUUUAUGUGACUGAACCCUUGGAUAGGGAAGAAAAGGAAUUGUAUUCAUUCUUUGCAACUGCAAAAGAUGAAGGAGGAGAGGAACUGGGCCAGCCUUUGCCAAUCUUCGUUCAGGUUGAAGACAUUAAUGAUAAUCCUCCUGUGUGCCAGAAUGCUUUGACUAUAUUUGAAGUUCAGGAGAAUGAAGGAUUAGGGAGCAAUAUUGGAACUCUGCAUGCUACAGACAUGGAUAAAGAAAACACUCUUAAUUCUCGCCUGCAGUUCCGUAUUGUGAAGCAGAACCCCAAAAUCCCUUUAGAUAACCUCUUUAUUAUCCAACAAGAAGCUGGGACUUUCCAGCUCUCUAGCUCUUCAUUAAACAAGCAGGUAGUUUCGAAUUAUUCUGUAACGGUGGAGGUGACAGAUAAAGUGUUCACAACAUUGUGUGAUGUGAAAAUAAACGUCAUUGACAUCAAUGAUCAGAUUCCCAUCUUUGAAAAAUCAGAUUAUGGUAAUUGGAAUAUUCUUGAAGAUACUCCAGUAGGAGAAGUAAUACUAGAAAUUCAAGCUACAGAUGCUGAUGAACCAUUCACUGGGAGCUCUCAAAUCAUUUACCAAAUUGAAGAGGGAGACCAAAAUAAAAACUUCAUUAUAGAGACAGACCCCCAAACAAAUAGGGGAUUUGUAAAGAUUAACAAGAUCCUUGAUUUUGAAAUGUCUUCAAUGUACAAUCUGACAGUCAAGGCCACAAAUCCAGAACCUUUGGUGCAAGGAGUACAGUAUAAUUCAAGCUCCACUGCCUAUUUCAGAGUUGUUGUGGUGGAUGUGAAUGAAGUGCCAGUUUUCUCCAAGAAUACUUAUAUAGUAAAUAUAUUUGAAGAUGUUCCUGUAGGUACUUUGGUAAUGAAUGUGACGGCCAAUGAUCCUGAGGGGGACCAGAUAAGAUACACGUUGGAAAGCAACAAGAGAAACUGGCUGCGGAUUGAUACAUUUUCCGGAGAGAUAUAUACUCAUGCUCCUUUGGAUCGAGAAGUAGAAAAUUUAUACAAAGUACAAGUCACUGCAACAGAAGAAAAUAAAAAAUCUCAGAGCUCCACAGCAGUCAUCAUGUUAUUCAUAAAAGAUGUGAACGAUAAUCCUCCCCGGCUAACAAAGGGUAAUCAUCUAUUCUUCUGCCAUCCGCUCCAUGGAGGAGCAAGAGCAGAGAUCCAGGCCACUGAUGAUGAUGAACAACUGUAUUCUCCAGAAUUCACUUUUUCUCUCAGAGGUGGUGAAAGUAUAAAGAGGGACUGGGAAAUUUCUAGAAUAAAUGGCACCCACGCUUACCUUUCCCCAAAGCACACUAAUCUAGAGGAGAAAAAUUAUAUCAUUCCAUUAACAAUUAACGACAACGGAAAACCACCUCUGGAAGGAAACCUGAAUCUUCAAGUAAAUGUUUGCAGAUGUUCAGAUGAGAAGAGAUGUUUUAUAGAAGUAGAAAACCAUCCUGGGAUGCCAAGCACAGGCAUGGCAGUUGGUAUUCUUCUUGGAGUAUUGAUAUUCAUCGGUUUUAUUGUAGGAGGCAUAUUUCUCAAACUGAAAUACAAGAAAAAGAAAGAACUUAAGAGAAAUGCAGCUGAGCCAUCUGAACUGAAAACAUUAACAUAAUAAUUGUUUAUUUUAUUAGGGGAACAAAUGACUUUUGUAACUCAGACCUCCCAUAAAUGUAUUUUCAGAAACUCUUGACACAAACAUGUAUAUGCAGGUUCCCCCUGUUCCCCACUUUUAUUAGUUAUAAAAUCUAUAUACAAUG